UCUAGUUGAUGAAUUUAGAAUAUUAAAAAUGGGAACAUCCGAAAAUCUGUGGUUCAUGUUUAAAAUUACCAUUGCCUUGAUGGUCCUCAAAACCACUCUUCACUGGUUUGUCGAGAAAAUUCUGAAUAUGAUAUUAUAUGUCCCAGAUGUUCCCUCACGGGAGUUGAAAGCUCCCUGCCAUAACCCACCUGGGUUGCGGAGUCCUGGAGAAUAUGGAUUUGAUUUCGAUUCCUUGGAGAUUAUCACUAAAGAUCAGGUUAAAAUAAGUGGGUGGUUUAUUAAGCAGGAAGAUCCAAUAAAGUACCCUACAUUAAUAUUCUUCCACGGGAAUGCAGGAAAUAUGGGAAAUCGUAUUAUCAACAUAAAGUAUUUUUACUACCACUGAAAAGUAAAUACUCUGAUCAUCGAUUACAGAGGGUAUGGAACAAGCAAAGGUAGUCCGAACGAAAGAGGCCUCAAACAAGAUGCUGAAGCUGCCCUCAACUGGUGUCUUAAAUCCGAUGAUGUUGAUAACAAAAAGAUCUUUAUAUUCGGCAGAUCUCUUGGAGGUGCAGUAGCCAUUGAUCUUUGCCACAGAAGACAAGAAGAUAUUGCAGGAAUUAUUUUAGAAAACACCUUCUGAUCUAUAAGAGAUAUGACUCCUGUAAUUCUACCUGUGAUGUCGAAACUUGUGAAUUUCCUGAUACCUGAUAGUUGGCCAUCUAUCAAAAACAUUGACAGGAUUACGACCCCCAUCUUUUUCAUUAGCGGGAGAAAAGAUAGCUUAAUACCUCCCAAACAGAUGGAUAGAUUGUACAAUGCUGCUGUUCGGAGCAAGAAGAAAUACUUCUUCGAAGUUAAAAAUGGUGAACACAACGAUACCUGGUGAGUCAACAUUGAUGGAGAGAACCUUUUGUCCCCUCUGCCAUCAACAAUCAAAGCAGUUUACUUCCAAAGAAUCCUGAAAUUUAUCCAAGAUCACUCAUAA
Molecule: messenger RNA, 967 nt
Organism: Moneuplotes crassus
Lineage: Eukaryota; Ciliophora; Spirotrichea; Euplotida; Euplotidae
Source: the annotation of a GenBank genome assembly